This is a messenger RNA of Fusarium keratoplasticum, 1785 nucleotides long. Its product is annotated as COesterase domain-containing protein. NCBI's taxonomy places the organism in Eukaryota, Fungi, Ascomycota, Sordariomycetes, Hypocreales, Nectriaceae. The coding region runs from base 1 to 1785 and encodes 594 amino acids. The record is from RefSeq and is a predicted model, not a curated record. The transcript has 4 exons.
AUGAAUUUGAAGACCUUCCUACUCAGCUCUUUGAGCCUCCUCCCCAACGCUCAUGCAGCGAAACCCCCCCUUCCUACCCUUGAUCUUCCUUGGGGAUCAUACCCGGCCACCGUCCUUCCAGCGGACAAAAAUAUCUACCUAUUUGAGAAUGUCCGCUUCGGGGCCCAGCCGGAUUGUGAUAGUAGCGUUCCCAAAGUUACAGAUUGUCUCCAAUUCAACCCACUCCUACUUGACAAGGACGAUCGCACUGGACCUGGCGGUAAAAGUCCCCUUGGCAUCCCUAACCAGGACCUUGACCCAGACAAGUCGCAUACAACUAAGGUGCCUGACUGGAGUGGAGCUGAAGACUGUCUCUUCCUUGACGUCUAUGUGCCGCGGUCGGUGUUUGACGACCCAGGUUCCCAACCGCCACUGCCCGUAACCGUCUGGUUCUACGGAGGGGCAUAUGCGUUCGGUACAAAGAGGAUGAAUUCCGGGCCCCUCUACAAUGGGAGGUCCCUUAUCAAAGCCUCUAAUUACACAACCAUCUUGGUGGCGGGAAACUACCGGCUUGGAGCUUUUGGGUGGUUGGCUGGCUCCUUCAUGCAGACCAACGGCCUGCCCAAUGCCGGGCUGUACGACCAGAACCUCUUGCUCCGGUGGGUUCAGAAGUACAUUGGCAAGGUCCACGGAGACAACAACACUAUCAGUGCUUGGGGAGAGUCGGCCGGUGGUGGUUCUAUUCUCCACCACCUCAUCAGAGGGAAUGGAGACAAGAAUCCCCUGUUCACCCGUUUUGUUGCACAGAGUCCGGCCUUUGAAUGGGCGUGGGACAACUCAGUCGGCGGCCAGCUGGAUCAAGUCUACCAGAACUUUUCAAAUUCCCUUGGCUGCCAUGCCCCGUACGACAUUGAAUGCAUCAGAAACCCGUCAUUCUCAUUGGAAACCCUGGCUUUGGCGAACAUCAAGCUUUUCGAGAAUGUCAAACAGACCGGCCUUUUCCCCAUCGGACCAUCGGUGGACAAUGCCUGGAUCAAGACGAUCCCUACUCUGGCCUUCUCCCAAAAAAAGUUUUGGCCAGGGAUCAAAUCCGCCAUCGUCUCCCACUGUGCGAACGAUGCCCAACGUUUUACCCCAGACAGUGUCGUUGACAACACUACCUUCUACGGGUUCCUGACCAAGUUCCUGCCAGGCGAGAGUUAUGCCCCCUUGAGAACGAAAAUUGCGAACCAGUAUAAUUGUGUGAAGGAUUACAAGGGAGACUACAAUCUCUGUCUACGCCACGUCAUCCGGGAUGCAUCCUUCACAUGCAACACAAGAGAUCUCCUCGACUCGUAUCCGCAGCAGGCCUACGCCAUGAACUACGGCUUUCCCAAUGAUGCCUUGGCAGUUCAUGCAACUGAUCUCGUCCCGCUAUUCGCUAAUGUAGAUAUAUGGGGACAGAUCGCGGCCAUGUUUGUGAAAGGGUUCAACUACACUAUCCCAGCGGCAGCCGAAUGGGGGCGACAGCUGCGCUCAACGGUCAUAAAGCCCUACCUGAGGUACUUUUCGUCGUUCGCACGGUAUGGAAAUACUAAUGGUACUGGAGAUGGUGGAUGGCCGGUUGUCAAUGGAUCUGGGCAGCUCUUUUCCAAUGUCAUGAAGCCCUCGGCGAAAGGAUGGAAGCUAGUUGAAGAUGGCCAAAAUUCGAAGGACACAUGUGCCUUCUGGCACAGCAUAGCGCAAGAUAUUAUGCAACCCCAGCCUCAUCCAGGAUGGAAGAUGGAGAAUGCGGAUAUGGAUACGGAUGUCCAAGAGGAGCUUUAA